Caenorhabditis auriculariae is the source of this 852-nucleotide messenger RNA. The record is from the annotation of a GenBank genome assembly. NCBI's taxonomy places the organism in Eukaryota, Metazoa, Nematoda, Chromadorea, Rhabditida, Rhabditidae.
AUGGAACUUCUCUGCGCUCUCCUUAUCCCUCGACGUCUCUCUCUCAUGUUUACGGGCUGUUUCCAUAUUUCCCUGACCUCGCCGCUGAGGGAACAGAGAGACGCAGACACGCUAAAACUGUCAAGUAGUGGCGGACGGGCUAUAGCUGGUUGACUUUUAAAAACUGAACAGACCGACCGCCGCGACUUGACAGUUUUCGAGUGUCUGAGUCUCUCUGUUCCCUCACCGGCGAGGUCAGAGAAACGCGAAAACAGCGCGUCAACAAGAGAGGGUCGUCGAGAGACGAGGAGGGCGCAGAGACCUUUUCACGUUGCGGAAAACUAAAUGACCUUGCCGGUGAGGAGGUAGAGGGCACAGACAGGUCAAAUUGGACAUGUAUUGAUCAAGCAUUUCCCAUUGGGGUAUCUAGCCUGUGUACCACGAAUUGGAAUUUCACCAAACGACAUUCCGCUGUGCCGCUUUGCGCCAAGGUAAUCUACUUUCAUGUGCUCCCACAGCAAUAACAAUCAAUUGAAAACGUAACCUAAAUUCGAAAGACGCUUCGCGAACGCACGCAGCGCAACAGCGGAAUGUCGUUCGGUGAAAUUUCAAGUCGUGGCAAACAGAUUAUAUCUGCACGAACAAGGAAUGAAAUGUUAGAUACGUUUUACUACUCGAAGAAAACCGUCCUCUGUUUCCGUUUCAUGAGUACAGCCCUGGCGUAGGCCGACGGAUGACGUCGACGCGUCUUCCCUCGAGAAUAUGUGUCAAGCUUUUGCGUCUGUGGUGCCAUCAAACGAGCAGCAGGUGCGACUCGCCUAUGUUUCACCUGAGCUUGUCACUUGGCCUCGGCCGCCAUCGAUUGAUCCGUAG